Messenger RNA from Bicyclus anynana (squinting bush brown), 2709 nucleotides. RefSeq names its product EF-hand domain-containing family member C2-like. The record is from RefSeq and is a predicted model, not a curated record. Bases 514 to 2376 code for a protein of 620 amino acids. Lineage: Eukaryota; Metazoa; Arthropoda; Insecta; Lepidoptera; Nymphalidae. Gene Ontology annotation, cellular component: microtubule. The transcript is spliced from 15 exons. Gene Ontology annotation, biological process: regulation of neuron projection development.
AACAUUGGAUUGAGAUCCAUAAUCCACACAUUAUUUCCACGGACCGCCACUAUAUACCCCGAGUAGUUCGAGAAGCCAUUGAAAUUCGAAAAUACAAAAAUUUCAAUCGGGAAGAUGGUUUCAAACUAGCCAGCGAGUGGAACCCGGUGGUAGAAUUGUGCAAACCAAGAGGGCGCCGCGACACGCAUAAUAACAAAAGCGAUGUCGUGAGUGUGGUUUGCCUAAACAGCCAAAAACGCGAGGUCGUUGAAAAAAGAAAAAGAACAAGAAAGAGGGUAGAUCGAUUUUGCCCCUAACAGCUGACUUCACUUCUCAUCUCGCAACUUCAGUCCCGUCGUGACCACGAUCCAUGCAACUGGGUCGAAAUAUCGACAAUAAAAAUCUCGUCGUUUUAUCGUGAUUCUACGAUUUCAAGCGUUUUUUCAACAAACGAUACUGGAGUAUCGUACUACAGAUCACAUACUGCGUAAAGUGGAUAUAUUCUUUUUUCUUGAAGAUGGUACCAUUAAAGUGAUGGAGCCUAAAACACAGAACAGUGGAUUGUCACAAGGUGUGCUUAUAAGUCGCCAAAGAAUACGGCUUCCGUUCAGUUAUGAUUUAUAUUACGACGUUCUUGAUCUAAAUAUUGGACGAGAAGUUACUUUCUUUGGAAAAGUAUUUAAGAUCGUCAAUUGUGACAACUUCACAAGAGUGUUCCUGAAUCGCCUCGGCAUCAACGUACCUCAUCCAAUCAACUGGCCUGAUGCUGUUGAGAGAACACCGGACACAAGGAAGCCACCCAAACAUAGACCGUUUCGGCAGUUUCUGGAUUUUGAUAGACAAGUCUUAAGAUUCCAUGGGUAUUGGGAUGACCGAGAGUCUGAGUUUGGUACAAUACAUCUAUUGGAGAUUCAUUACUUUUUGGCCGACGAUACUAUAGAAAUCAAAGAAGAAUUACCACCAAAUUCCGGGAUGGAAGCUGGACCUAUGUUUUUGAAAAGAAUGAGAAUUCCACGAAAAAUUCCACCUCGCAUAGAGAUGACUGGGGGACCAAAAGUAACCUCAUACACUCCUGCAGAUUUGAGUAUAGGCGCUGUGAUAAAUGUGUACGGACGAAAUGUUGUUCUCACUGACUGUGAUCCAUUCACCAAGGAAUAUUAUCGAGUCACGUAUGGCUUUGACGCAUUUACUCCAUUACCUUUACCAAACGAUGGAGGCAAGGAGUGCAUAUCCGCAAGCAUGGCGGAACGCCAGUUGCCGCCGUGGAAUGGGUAUGGUUCGUAUGAUGAUUCUGCUGAAAAUUGCCGAACUGUCGAGCCGAAAGCUCCACAUAGAGAUUUUAUGAAAUUUCUUCAUAAAGACAGAGUUGGAUUUGACUCCCACAUACUUCGUUUUGCUGCAAGAUUGAUCUCCGACGAUCCCGUGGACGCACAGCGUUACUUCAUAAUAAAAUAUUUUUUGUGUGAUGACACAAUUGGAAUAUUUGAACUUGGCGAGCGUAAUUCUGGAUUUAAGGGUGGCAAAUUCUUCCGGCGCGACAAGAUGUAUCUACCCGACGUGAAGUUCUUUGUACCUAAAGAGCCUCCAGCAUACACUGACAAGGAUAUGUGGAUCGGCAAUGAGCUGGUAAUCAACAAGCACCGAUUCAGACUCAUUGCAGCUGAUGAAUAUGCUUUAAGAUAUUUGGAGACACAUUCCAAUGAGUAUCCAAUGGCAAAUAUUCCGUUGAUAAUGGACAAGAUUCGCAGGACACUAGCCUCUAAAGAAAAUGGCUACAAGAAUUUUGUAGCGAAAUACAUGGAAGCUGUUUUGCCGAAUAAGAGAGAAUUGAUGUCUGUUAGAUGCUUCAAACAAGCCUUAAAAGAAAUAAUGUGUGAAAAAAUGUCGGAACACGAAUUUGUGUCUCUGAUACGAUACUUUCGAGGUGAUCCUGGGAAAGAAAAGAGUCCUCGAAGAGAGAUGAUAAGGUCAUUAGUAUUUACGGAGUUGACCCGCGGGCUAUGGGAUGACCGGGAGCGUCUGAAGGAAGGUUUGAUCCAUGCCGACGUGAGCCGUGCGGGAGUGCUGUCGGCGGAGCAGCUGCGGCAAACACUGCGCGCGCACCGGUUGCCGAUCAACCGGGACUUGAUGGACUGUAUGUUGACAGUGCUUGAGAAGGAUGACAAGUGCAACAUAGUAUAUAACGAUCUCAUGUCGUUCCUCGACUUUCAAACACGACCAGUCUUCAGUCUCACCGAAGAAGAUUACAUGAAGGUUGUGCGUCACGCGCCGCCGACCAAAGAUAUAGAGUGCAAGAUGUGGGCAGAUGCAGAGACACUAAUAACUGACGGUUAUGUAAAUUGGAACGCCUUCCUCUGCCAACUGAAUCUUGACCACCUGGUUAAAGAGCAGAGUUAAAGAGCUACUUAGUCGAAGUAACUAUAGUACGUUUAACGGGGCGAGAUAAAUAUUUUAAACAAUUUGACAACAUGAUUGCUUACGACAGUUAAGAACAGAUAUGAUACUCACUCGCUUUCGAAUGUACGUGUAAGUUUUCGAUUAGGUUGUUUACGUAUUUUAUCUCUAAUCGUUGGAUGUACUAUACGUAUAUUUUAUAUCUGCUAUUAGAGGAAGGGAUGACUAAGCGAGAAAUGAUUAAUUUGAAAUUGAAAUUAGUUACAUUUUGUAACUAACAAAAAAUCGUUUUUGUACGCAUUUUGAAAAUUAAUAACAUUUAUAUUGGUGUUUAAU